Molecule: messenger RNA, 1686 nt
Organism: Trichoderma reesei QM6a
Lineage: Eukaryota; Fungi; Ascomycota; Sordariomycetes; Hypocreales; Hypocreaceae
Exons: 1
Cellular component (GO): nucleus
Molecular function (GO): RNA binding; ATP binding; RNA helicase activity
Source: RefSeq, a predicted model, not a curated record
GGCUACGAAGGUCACGGCGGCGGUAACCACGCUGCCCGUGGCUCUGGUGACGGACAGUGGCGAGACGGAAAGCACAUCCCUGGCCCGCCUAACCCUCGUGUUGAGCGCGAGCUCUUUGGCACUGCCGACGAUCCUUCCAAGCAGCACACCGGCAUCAACUUUGAGAAGUACGAUGACAUCCCCGUCGAAGCCUCUGGCCGCGACGUCCCCGAGCCCGUCCACCAGUUCACCACCCCCCCUCUGGACGAGCACCUGUGCCGCAACAUCGAGAUGGCCCGCUACAAGGUGCCCACUCCUGUCCAGAAGUACUCCAUCCCCAUCGUCAUGGGUGGUCGUGACCUGAUGGCGUGUGCCCAGACUGGUUCUGGCAAGACUGGUGGUUUCCUUUUCCCCAUCCUGUCCCAGGCUUUCAUCCACGGUCCUUCUGCUGUCCCCGCCAACGCUGCUGGACAGUUUGGCCGUCAGCGCAAGGCUUACCCCACAUCCUUGAUCCUUGCCCCCACUCGAGAGCUUGUUUCUCAGAUCUACGAUGAGGCUCGCAAGUUCUCGUACCGAUCUUGGGUCCGCCCUUGCGUCGUCUACGGUGGUGCCGACAUUGGCUCCCAGCUCCGCCAGAUCGAGCGCGGAUGCGACCUUCUCGUUGCCACUCCUGGCCGACUUGUGGAUCUCAUAGAGCGAGGCCGCAUCUCCCUGUGCAACAUUAAGUAUCUCGUGCUCGAUGAGGCCGAUCGCAUGCUGGACAUGGGUUUCGAGCCCCAGAUCCGCCGCAUCGUCGAGGGUGAGGACAUGCCUUCCGUCGCUGACCGACAGACGCUCAUGUUCUCGGCCACCUUCCCCCGCGAUAUCCAGAUGCUUGCCAGGGAUUUCCUCAAGGACUACGUCUUCCUGUCCGUCGGCCGUGUUGGUUCCACCUCUGAGAACAUCACCCAGAAGGUCGAGUUUGUCGAGGACAUUGACAAGCGCUCCGUCCUUCUCGACAUCCUCCACACCCACGCUGGUGGACUGACGCUCAUCUUCGUCGAGACCAAGCGCAUGGCCGACUCUCUGUCCGACUUCCUCAUCAACCAGAGCUUCCCUGCCACCUCCAUCCACGGAGACAGGACCCAGCGUGAGCGUGAGCGCGCUCUCGAGUUCUUCCGUAACGGACGCUGCCCCAUCCUGGUUGCCACCGCUGUCGCGGCUCGUGGUCUCGAUAUCCCCAACGUCACCCACGUCAUCAACUAUGAUCUUCCCACCGAUGUCGACGACUACGUCCACCGUAUUGGUCGUACCGGCCGUGCCGGAAACACUGGUAUCGCUACCGCUUUCUUCAACCGUGGCAACCGUGGCAUCGUCCGCGAGCUCAUCGACCUUCUCAAGGAGGCCAACCAGGAGAUCCCUCCCUUCCUUGAGGCCAUCGCCCGUGAGUCCUCUUUCGGCGGUGGUGGUCGCGGCGGCCGCUCUCGCCCUGGAGGUGGCCGUGGCAAUGCCAACCGUGAUUUCCGCAAGUUCGGCGGCGGCGGCUUUGGUGGCAGCGGCGGCGGCGGCGGCGGCUUCAGCAACCCCCAGCAAGGCGGCUUCAGCAACUAUGGUGGACAGUCUCAGGGAGGCUCCAACUAUGGCGGCGGCGGCUAUGGCGGCGGUUAUGGCAACGGCGGUGGCUACGGCAAUCCCGGCGGUGCUGGCGCCCAGUCUUCGUGGUGGUAA